UAGUAUGAAGUUACAAGUCUUACCAUUCAUAUCUUGUUACCUAUUUAGUUAAUAAGUUGAAAAUUGAGUUUAAAAAAAAUAAUAAUAAAUUGAUAGUGAAUGAACAUUUUUUACAAAAUGAAUUGGAUAGUUAGCAUAUUAUUAGUAGUCACGAUUGUGGAAGCUGGUGAUAUGAUGCGAAAAAGUAUUGUAUUCGAUAAAAAUACACCAGAUGUAUUCUAUUGUCCCAUUCAUAAACCAACUGGUUUUGAUAAAUUAAUUGUGAAAGCACGACCAUUAUCAAGAUUAUGUGAAUUUGAAGGUAAAGGUAUACCAGAAGAUUAUAAAUCAGAUUGUUAUCAAGAUGUUGAUGAAACUGAAUAUGCAUGCAAGGAGAAAUAUCGAAUUAUGAUGCGAAUGUAUCCACCUGGUAGUGAAAAACCAUUUGACGACAGCAGUUUAGCCAAAUUUAAAGCUGUCGAUAUGGAUAAAGUAUUAAAAGUUUUACCCGAAGAUAAACGGAUAUUUUUGAAAAACCGGCUUGGAUAAUAAUUAGAUUCAAAAUUGUUAAUUUAUUUGCCUUUACUGUGUUAACUUUUUGUACAUACUUCAAAAGAGAAUUUAUAUUUAAAUGUUAUUCAAAUGAAGUAAAUAUAAAUGAAUUUAUGUAUUAUUAUUUUAUGUAAAAUAGUCUCAAAUUUUGGUGCUAAUAUAUAACAGAAAUUUUGGAAAUAGUGGCCCUGUACUAUUUUUAAUAAAGUAAUUUUUUUAUGUUUUUAA
This is a messenger RNA of Chrysoperla carnea, 759 nucleotides long. RefSeq lists its product as uncharacterized. The coding region runs from base 100 to 528 and encodes 142 amino acids. NCBI's taxonomy places the organism in Eukaryota, Metazoa, Arthropoda, Insecta, Neuroptera, Chrysopidae. The transcript has 4 exons. The record is from RefSeq and is a predicted model, not a curated record.